AUGCAAGACCCAGGACCCUUUUUUACACAGCUUGAUAUUUUGGAGAACGAAACGGACCUUGAUUCCAAUAAAACAGGUUUUCCGAGGAAUAUUCGAAAAACAAUAACGAAGCUGGCAUUGGUACUUUUUGAUGCUGAGAUACAGACAUCACAGAAUAGUCUGGCAGAGUCUUCACAGAUGUUGGAUGAUGCUGCUCGUCUGUUGAGAAUAUUGGCAAGUGACAAAUCCAAGGUACGCAAAUUCGCACCUUCUUAUCAGAUCAAGAACCUUAUAAAAAAGUUAGAAGCAAAGGCAGCUACUAUUAUACGUGACUAUAAUCAGAUUGCGCCUGUCAUUAGGUGUGAUUAUCCGAGUGACUGGGUAGCAAGUGACACCUUCGUGGAUACUUCCGAAGUUUUCGGGAGAGACGCUGAUAAGGAAAAUGUUAUAAAGUCUUUGCUGAAACGAACCGAUAAUUUAUCUGUAACUGCUAUAGUUGGGACGGGAGGUUAUUUGGCUCCAGAGCUCAUUAGAACUGGAAAGGCAACUACCAGCACGGAUGUAUUUGUUUUUGGGGUUUUCAUGCUUGAGGUGGCUUGUGGAAGGAGGCCUAUAGAGCAACAAGGUUAUGGAGUGGUAUAUUUGGUUGAAUGCGUAAUCAAUUGCUGGAAAAGAGGAGCUAUCAUCAAUGCCAGUGAUCCAAGAUUAGAAGGUAUUUAUGCAGAGGAGCAAAUGGAGUUGGUACUGAAACUAGGGCUGUUUUGUUCACACUCUAACCCCGCAGCAAGGCCUAACAUGAGACAGUUGAUGCAGUAUCUGGACGGCGAUGCUACAUUGCCAGAUAUAUCACCUAAUAGCAGUUCAAUGGAUGUGUUCAUAAAUAGUAAUGAAGCUUCUAAUAGUGGAAUGUCAUUUCCCACAUUGUUUGAAAGUAGUUCUGUGUAG
Molecule: messenger RNA, 924 nt
Organism: Pistacia vera
Lineage: Eukaryota; Viridiplantae; Streptophyta; Magnoliopsida; Sapindales; Anacardiaceae
Product: L-type lectin-domain containing receptor kinase IV.4-like
Exons: 2
Coding region: 1-924 (307 amino acids)
Biological process (GO): protein phosphorylation
Cellular component (GO): plasma membrane
Molecular function (GO): protein kinase activity; ATP binding
Source: RefSeq, a predicted model, not a curated record